This is a messenger RNA of Catharus ustulatus (Swainson's thrush), 2446 nucleotides long. It is a transcript of the gene NMUR2, whose product is annotated as neuromedin U receptor 2. Gene Ontology annotation, molecular function: neuromedin U receptor activity. NCBI's taxonomy places the organism in Eukaryota, Metazoa, Chordata, Aves, Passeriformes, Turdidae. Gene Ontology annotation, cellular component: plasma membrane. The record is from RefSeq and is a predicted model, not a curated record. Gene Ontology annotation, biological process: G protein-coupled receptor signaling pathway. The transcript has 4 exons. Bases 334 to 1524 code for a protein of 396 amino acids.
UCAGCCACGGGAGCUGAUGCAAGUGGCUGGAACCUCUUUUCGUACUCUAUAAUCUAAUGCACUUAGCGAGCCAAUGAAUAUGUGGGGAAGGAGGGGCUUUCUGGCUGAGGGGCUCUGUGCAGGGGAACAGCUGUUGAGCAGCAAAACCUUGCCCAGAGCCAGGCAAACACACUCAUUCACAUCCUCAGUGGCUCUGUGCAUCCAGGGCUGGCACAGCCAGCUACAGCCCUCCUCCUCCCUCGGCAGAAAGUGAGCAAACUUGCACAGAGAAGCAGAAAGGACAACGAAUCUCAGCUGUGAACCAUUUUCAGAUCCAGCAUUGCAGCUCCAGCAAUGGCCUGGGUCAGUAAUUUCUCCUGGUUAAACCACCUUGUUCUGCACGAGGAACGUCUCAGGGGGUACUUGAACAGCACUGAGGACUAUUUAACCUUCCUGUGUGGGCCCAGACGGAGCCACCUGUUCCUGCCCAUGGCUUUGGUGUACUCUGUGAUCUUUGUUGUCGGGGUGGUUGGGAACUUCUUGGUUUGCCUCGUCAUCCUCAAGCACCGCAACAUGAAGACCCCGACCAAUUAUUACCUGUUCAGCCUGGCGGUCUCCGACCUGCUGGUGCUGCUUUUCGGGAUGCCCCUGGAAGUCUACGAGAUGUGGAGCAACUACCCCUUCCUGCUGGGGCCCGUGGGCUGCUACCUGAAGACGGCUCUGUUCGAGACCGUGUGCUUCGCCUCCAUCCUGAGCGUGACGACGCUGAGCGUGGAGCGCUACAUCGCCAUCCUGCACCCGUUCCGCGCCAAGCUGGACAGCACGCGCCGCCGCGCCCUCCGCACCAUCCUGGCCCUCUGGCUGCUCUCCGUGCUCUUCGCCCUGCCCAACACGGGCACCCACGGCAUCGUGCUGCAGCACUUCCCCAACGGCACCCUGGUGCCCGGCUCUGCCACCUGCACCGUGGUCAUGCCCCUGUGGAUCUACAACUGUAUAGUGCAGAUCACCUCUUUGCUCUUCUAUGUGCUGCCCAUGGGGGUGAUAAGUGUGCUGUACUAUCUGAUGGGGCUAAGAUUGAAAGGAGAUGAAUCUUUGGAAGUGGAGGAAAUGGCUGUGAAUGUUCAGAGGCCAUCCAGGAAAUCAGUCACCAAGAUGUUGUUUGUCCUCGUGAUAGUUUUUGCCAUCUGCUGGGCUCCAUUCCACAUAGACCGACUUUUCUUCAGCUUUGUUGUGGAAUGGACUGAGCCUUUGGCCAACACCUUCAACUUAAUUCAUGUGGUGUCAGGUGUUUUCUUUUACCUGAGCUCUGCCACAAACCCCAUCAUUUACAACCUGCUGUCCCAGCGCUUCAGGAUGGCUUUCCUCAGUGUGAUCUCUCCUUGCUGCAAGCACUGUGCCCGUAAACAUCCCACCUGCAAGAUUUCAUCCCAGAAGAGCAUGUUUGUCAUUCAGAAUCACAAUCUCAUGGACUCUGCUGAAAACACGAGUUUCCCUGGCACUCACAGGGCAUCUGUCAGCAGCUCUCAGCUCUCCACUGGCCUGUGACUUCCCAAGUUGUGAUCCAGGUGAGAGAGAAGGUUAAGAAAAUCACUUUAAGAAACUAAAGCAGAAGAAAACCUCCUGAAAGACUGAUUUCAGCAAGAAUUCUCAGGAGGUGUCCCACUGAAUGAAUGAAGGAGGAGGCUGUAUCUAGGAUGUGUUGGAGAAGCACUGUAUUACCCCCAAGCUAAUGGGAGGGCUGGAAAUCUGAGUUUGCUCACUGCAAGCUGUGCCAGCAAAGAGCUGCUUUAAAGGGUGAGAGACACUCCCUGUGCUGCCAGCACGGGAGAGAGAAUCAGCUUAGCCAAGUCUUAACUAAACAGCUUCUUGUGCAGCAACUGAAAUGUCAGUUUUUACUUAUUUUGAAGCAGGACAAUUUUCUGCAUAAGCCUUCUCUACCCACUUCUAGCUUUAGGUAAACCAGUCCCACUUCCCUCUGCUCCAGCCUUCUUGAGGUAUGGCUGCUGCAAACCUCUCCUGUCAACAUCAGCAAACAGGCAAGAAUGAGAGCAGGGCUGAUAAACACCAGCUACCAGCAACAGCUGUUUCUGGACCAGAAGAACCAGGGAGCCAACAACUGUAAAAUAAAAGUAAAUCAAACUUUUGCUUUCUGAGCUUCUUAUCAUUACUUCGACUUUAGACAUUUAUGUGUUGUCUCCACCAGUGAAGCCCUGUGGUUGUGCUUCAGCAGACUUCACUCCUCCUAUACCAGGUGGAUUGCAGAAGUCAGAGAUCUUUGUGGAUUAGCAAUCACCAGGAAGGAGCCUGGUUAGCACUCACAACAGAGGCAAUUGGGACAAACCUUAUACAAGGGCAAUAAAAAGGGGAGCUGUGCAGUGAUGUUGCAUCUACUAAAUUCAGUUUUUGCCACAAAGCACAAUACAAGGUCUGAAAAACUUCCCUGCAUUGCAGUAGUGCAAACAGAUCC